AUGCCACCCAUUGGCCUGCCCAAGUCGCAACGGGCCAUCAAGGUCAGUGUAGAUGGUGGGGCCACGACAAGCGAAGGUGACCUGCCUCAAGUUGGCGACGAAGAAGUGCUAGUCCGUGUGGUCUGCGUGGCCCUCAACCCGGUCGACAGCAAGUCGGUCGAAAUGUCGCCUACACAUGGAGCGACGGUGGGCUGUGAUUUCGCCGGAGAGGUCGUGCAGAUGGGCAAGGCCGUCUCGACCGUCACAUUGGGAGCACGGGUCUGUGGAUGCGUCUUCGGUAACAAUCCAAUGAGGCCUGAUAACGGAGCGUUUGCAGAGUACGUCGCGGUCCCCGCGCGGCUGGUGCUGGUGGUUCCACCCACCAUGUCAUACCAGAGUGCGGCCACGCUCGGUGUUGGUCUUGCGACGGUCGGACUGGCGCUGUAUCAGGCGAUGAGGCUGAAGUGCACGCCUUCAGCACCGGCGAAGAAAGGAUUCCCAGUGCUCGUGUCAGGAGCGGGGACAGCCACAGGCGCGUUGGCCACUCAAAUCCUCACGCUAUCUGGUUUGCAGCCCAUCGUGACCAGCUCGCCGGGCAGUUUCGACCGGCUGCGUCGUUUGGGGGCCGUGGCGACGUUCGACUAUCAGUCUCCCACGUGCGCCAGCGACAUUCGCGAAUACACAGCCAAUGAGUUAGGAUGUGCUCUGGAUUGCCACGUUGACUCCGGUUCCAUGACCAUUUGCUACAAUGCGAUCGGUUCGGAUGGUGGCAGAUACGUAGCAUUGAAUCCGUUCCCUCUUCGCCUGCAUCGACGACGUAGCGUGCAGCCAGGAUGGGUUUUCAUGUUCACCCAAUUCGAUCAAACGAUCCCCUGGAAGCGACCUUACUACCGCGAUGAAAGACCGCAGGACUACAGGUUUGCCACAGGCUGGUACGAAGAAAUGCAAGAAUUGUUGGAGGCUGGCACACUCGUGCCCGGUCCCUACAUCGAACAGACCGGGGGACUUGACGCCAUUGUCCGCGGGCUGGAAGCAAUGGGCAGGGGUGAAAUUCGGGGACGAAAGUGGGUUUAUGCCAUUGGGAAAGAAUAG
This is a messenger RNA of Aspergillus lentulus, 1071 nucleotides long. RefSeq names its product zinc-binding alcohol dehydrogenase family protein. The record is from RefSeq and is a predicted model, not a curated record. Lineage: Eukaryota; Fungi; Ascomycota; Eurotiomycetes; Eurotiales; Aspergillaceae. Gene Ontology annotation, molecular function: oxidoreductase activity, acting on NAD(P)H.